GACCAAGCGAAUCGAUUCGCCUAAGGGUCUGUCAGCGCAGGAGAGAUGCAUCAGGGUGUGUGAUCCUCAGCAGAUGCAGAAUUACUGUGUUAAACGUCCUCUAGUCGCUGUGUUUACCGUAGAGACGCCGCAGCCUCGAUCUUCAUGAAGCCAUGAUGUGUUUGCAGUGAAUCCUAACGAGAGGCAUGAUGCUCGCGAACGCGGCGCUGCUCCUCAUUUCUUCAUUGAUGCGGUUGCACGUCACAGGGGGCAUCUCUGCAGACGAUGAUGUUUUUCAGACUCCGCACCGGCGCCUGGCUAAUGGAAAGAUUGGCUCCGUGUACCAGCAAAUGGGUGCCCUCAUUCGGGAAAAGGCUGUAGGAUUUAAAGGGGAAUUUCUUCCGGCUCGACCUCGCGGACGGGUGGCCAAGCUGAUGCCCGGAGUGUUUCUUCAAUCCCAUUUCCAAAGGGCUCCACAGAGGCAGGCAGAGCUCCUGCGAAACACUGACCAUGCGGAAAACAAGCAGCCUGCGCACCGUACGCUCACAAUGGUGCUUUACCGACUGAAGGAGAAGGAAGUCUUGGAUCAGCAGCUGAAGGACCCGUCCCCGCCCAGCCGGGACGUCCAUCUGGCACCAGUUCCUGUUCACGGCGCACAGCCCCCUCUGACCCUCAAGAACAGCAUGGUCCAGGCCAGCCGGACAUCCAAACCCAGUGCCACCUAUUUUCCCAGCAGCACCAACGCCCCAUCCUGCAACAUUAGCAUCCAUCAGACCCCCUCCAGCGGGACCACGUCAGAGCCCCAGUGCCCGUCUGGCCCCCCAGCAGCUGAACUGAAACCCAGUGUCUCCUGCACGCAUUCUCCAUUCAGGAUGAAGCCUGUCGCCGGCCUGCAGGAACGGCGUGGAUCUAACGUCUCUCUGGUGCUCGAUAUGAGUUCUUUGGGCUCUGUGGAGCCUUUGAAUUGUGGGGUCGUGACCCCACGCGAGCGCGCCACUCAGGAAUACCUGCAGUCCGCCAGUCGAGUCCUCUCCCGCAAACAGCUGCGCGACGUCACCCAGAACACACACGUCCUGCACGCUGAGUUCGCUGAAAUUCCCAUGAACUUUGUGGAUCAGAAGGAACUUGACGUCCCGAAUCACGGAUCAAAAAAUAGAUACAAGACCAUUUUGCCAAAUCCACAUUCCAGGGUCAUUCUGAAGACUAAGAACUCAAAUGACCCGCUCAGCAGUUAUAUCAAUGCCAACUACAUACGAGGUUAUCUCGGAGUGGAGAGAGCCUUCAUUGCUACUCAGGGUCCGAUGAUCAACACGGUCAAUGACUUCUGGCAAAUGGUCUGGCAAGAGGACUGCCCUGUCAUCGUCAUGAUCACUAAACUGAAGGAGAAAAAUGAAAAAUGUGUCCUUUACUGGCCUGAGAAGAGGGGCAUCUAUGGGAAGGUGGAGGUCUCCGUUAAUAAUGUGAAGGAAUGUGACCACUAUAUAAUCCGCACGCUUAAUCUGAAGAAUGGAGGCCAGAGUCGCAAAGUGCAGCAUUACUGGUACACAUCAUGGCCCGAUCAUAAGACCCCAGAGAGUGCCGGACCCCUGCUGCAGUUAGUUAAUGAUGUGGAGGAGGACAGAAAAGGCUGGACGUCCAGCGGGCCGGUUGUUGUCCACUGCAGUGCUGGAAUUGGCCGGACGGGGUGUUUCAUGGCCACGACGAUCGGCUGUCGUCAGCUGGGGCUGGAGGGACUCGUGGACGUGCUGGGAAUUGUGUGUCAGCUCAGGACAGAAGGUGGAAUGAUCCAGACCGAGGAACAGUACGAGUUCGUGCACCAUGCCUUGAGUCUCUAUGAAAGUGGCCUUCCUGCAGAGGCCGGACAAUGAGUUUGAACAUGAACUGGAGCUUCUCCUUUCAUAUCAGGAGAUCUGCUUUAGCCAUGAGCUUUCUGAGGAGGCCGGAGAUCAUGUUUUUAAGGUAGAUCUGCAGGGAUUAUUAAAGUCUAAGGCAAGUAUUGCACACUGUUAUCGUCAAAACAUGUAUUUUUGGCAUGGCUCCUCAAAAGAAACAGACGUUGUGAUUUGUAAGGCUGUUUUGACGCUGGAUCAAAGGUUCACUCUACAAGGUAUCAUUCUAAUGUCAAUUUUUUAAAGUCUAGAAACCGUAUGUACAACUUUUAUAUCAGUUGUCUUCUUUUGAUCUGUCAGAUUAAUCGUCUGUGCGUCGUACAAUACUGAAUUGUCUUUAUGCUGCAGUAUAAAUGAGGUAUUCACGUUCUGUGUAUGACAGUAUGAUAAUCCGACGUCGGCGAUCGAAUCUAUUCAUGUUUGUAUUGUUUGUUAACAAUUUACGAUAUUUUUUUCUACUCUUUCUGACUGUGUUUUCUGCGCCGCCGCUGCUGGAUUUAGACCUCUGCGAAAAAAAUGUUCAAUCCUGAAUGUGAACGUUAGAGACUGAAUGCCUCAAAACGUUGUGUUGUGUCGUCCGGAGUGAAAACACACAACGAACAGCAGUCGAAUUCGAUUGUUUAACUUAAAAAUAUGGGUUGCUUUAAUUAUCUAGAGACUUUCUAAAUCUGGCACUGACCCUGAGCCGAAGUGGAAUUUUAAUAAUCCUUAUUAUACGAGAUAGAGAUCCUAUCAAACUGAACAAAAUUAAUAGAACUAUUCAGUUCGCGACAGCUACGAAACCAAAUUAAACAAAAGCAAAUUCAAUUGGGAUAAAAAUAUGUAAAUAUACUUUAUAAUGUAUCUAAAAUAUUAAAUCAAUAUCAUUUGCAUCUAGAAGUAACACGAAUUACUAAUAUUUUAAUACGCCUCUCUCCUGAAACGCUUACAUUUUUAGUACGAUGGUUGACGUAUACUGGGACCACGAGGAUUUUGCUGCUAAUACCGCAAUUGUUUAUUGCUUUAGGAAUUAAAUAUAUGUGUGAAUAUUCCUAAGAUAUUCGUUUUUUUGUAUUGUAUUUAUUAUUUUGAGAAUUAUUAUUAUAAUAACGGAUACUUUUAUAAAAUAUGGUAAUUGUCAGUGCGCACUGUUACGCUAUAUACUUUCCACUAUGUGGGCUUUAAUGUUAGGCAGUCGGUGACUUUACCCGUGUACGCUUCAUGACGAUUGAUGUGAAUACUGUAAAUAACUUUCAUAAUAACCAUCUUAUAGUCUGCACAUAUGGAUGUCUCGCGCAGCCAAACUGGUGAUCUGAGCUGUUUCGAAUCUAUGGUUGUGGUAGAAUUGACUAUAGUCUUGUGUUAUGGGAUGUAUAUUAUAUAUGCAUAACUUGGUCCGGGUCAACAUGUCAAAGAUGUUUGUUAGUGCUAGACAGACGGUCAUUCGCAUUGUACGUUCGGUCCUUUAACGAUGUCAAAUCAUCACCCUAAGCCAUAAUACUACAUGUUUACAUUAUGUUUGUUCAUCAGUUAUGCUGUUAACGAAACCUGUCACGUCAACGAGUGUUUUCGAAAGCAAGUGUAACUUCGCCUAAUCGAAAAACAGACACAGAAAGCGUGACUUUGUGGUGAUUACUGCCAAUAAAUGAAUCCUCAGAUGA
Danio rerio (zebrafish) is the source of this 3508-nucleotide messenger RNA. NCBI's taxonomy places the organism in Eukaryota, Metazoa, Chordata, Actinopteri, Cypriniformes, Danionidae. The record is from RefSeq and is a predicted model, not a curated record.